Molecule: messenger RNA, 2737 nt
Organism: Larimichthys crocea (large yellow croaker)
Lineage: Eukaryota; Metazoa; Chordata; Actinopteri; Sciaenidae
Gene: tnfaip2a
Product: tumor necrosis factor, alpha-induced protein 2a
Exons: 13
Coding region: 54-1979 (641 amino acids)
Biological process (GO): exocytosis; exocyst localization
Cellular component (GO): exocyst
Molecular function (GO): SNARE binding
Source: RefSeq, a predicted model, not a curated record
GAGUCUAACUCCGCCCCUCCUCCGGGCUGCUCCGUCACAGAACUGAAGGAGCGAUGCCGAUGAACGCAGGAGGAACCAAGCAGAACCAAGAAGGAGAGAAGAAGCGACUGCUUAAACUCAAGAACCCUGUAAAGCUCUGGAAGAACCGCAGACAACAGAACACCACCCGCACUGAAGAGGAUGUGUUGGACAGUGGGGAGGCUGUGCAGCAGGAGAACGAGGAGCAGCUGGAGGAGGUCAGCAGGAGGCUGAUUAUCAGGGAGGAGCAACUGUUCAGUCAGGACUCUCCUAAUGAGGAGGAGGAGGACCAGCUACAGAGAGACUUCGAGGCUCUCAGACUGCAGAUAAGGAUGGCCAUCCAGAACACCUUCACCUCCUCCUCAUCCUCCUCCACCACCUUGGCACAGCUGGAGGUGCUGAGGAGUGCUGCAGCCUCCAUCCAGCAACUGGAGGAGCAGGACCUGCGCUGGAUGGGGUGUGUGGAGGGCCGAGUCCCAGGUUGGCGUCCUCAGAAGUGUCUCAGUGCUCACAACAGUCUGCUGCAGAACGUGGUGGAGUCCAGACUGAUGAAGACUGCAGAGGAGGACCAGAAUGGACCUGAUGGACUGUCCUCAGACCUGAAGAGGGAGGUGUGUCGUUUGGGGAUCCGUGUGAAGGAUGACCUGCUGUCGGUGGUCAGGAUGGUGAAGGACUGUUACCCUCCUCAGAUAGACAUCCUGAACCUGUAUGCUGGACUCUACCAUCAGAGCUUCUCAGCUCGGCUGACUGAACUCGCUGGUUCUGGACUGGAGACAGAUGACUGCCACUACCUGCUGCUCUGGAUCAACCACUAUUACCCACAGAACAUAUUAAAGCAUGAAGAUCUGGAGGGAAAGAUAAACACGGCCUGUCUGGGUUCUCUGCUGCUGGAGGACCGCCUAGACCAACUGGAGGACCAGUACCUGACCCACAAAGAGGAUACAGUGAAGUUGUGGCUGAACACAGCGUUGAAGAAAGAAGAGGAGAGCUGGCUGAGCGGCAAGAAACCUGAACUCAUCGACCAAUACUGCUUCAGUCCACUGGCUAUAGAAGUCAUACGGGUGAUAGACGGCUCCCUGACCGAGUUCAGCCCUGUGAUCAGAGACCAAAGUAAAGCUCAGAGGAUCACAGUUCACCUGGAGAGCUUCCUCAGCAGCUAUAAGAAGUGUGUGGAGGAGUUUGUGAAGGGAGACCAUAGUAACAUCCGCUUGGUCGUCAAAGCUCACCUGGUCUGUGAGGAACAGUUCAGGAAUUACAUCACAGGUCAAACAGGAAGUCUGUCUGAGCAGCAGAUACGUCGCUGUUUGGAGACUCUGUCUGCUCUGCGGGAUUGUGGAUGCCGAUGUUUCAUCGAUCCGAUUUACAACGAGCUGAAGGAGUGUUUGCAUGACCUGUGGACAUCUAACUGGUUGAAAGGGUCACUUCCUGUCAUUGACUCUCUGCUGGACUCCCUGAACCAAGAACUGACCGACCUGAGUGACCUGAAACCAUCCUGCAGACAGUCCGUUCUGGGCAUCCUCCAUGAGGUCGUGGUUAUUAAGUAUGUGAAGAAGAUGAUGAAUACAAAGAAGAAGAUGGACCAGCAGAUGGCAGCUCAGAGGAUAACUGAAGACGCCCAAAAGAUCAACAGCUUCUUCGAGGACAAGGACUGCACUCAGUCUCUGUGGCUCAGUCAGAUGCUCUGCAGUCUGGCUGAGAUUCUGCGUCUGCAGGAUCCUGAAAGUGUUCAGCUCGAGAUCAUCAGUGUGGCCCGAGCAUUCCCCGACCUCGGCGAUGAUCACGUGACGGCGCUGCUCUCGUUGAAAUCCGGCCUAACAGCUGCUAACAUUCGCUUAAUCAGGCAGAGCGUGAAGGCGAACGGCACCCUUGAUGCCUCCACCAAUCACAGCCCUUUGUUCUUCUCCAAGGUCAAAGUUCAACGGAUCAAUAACAUGAUCAAACAGAUGAGGCUGAAGACAUGAAAAUGAUGUUAACAUCACGCCUCAUCAACGUCCUGCUUUUCUCCUGUUGCAUGUUAGCAGUCAGUAAACAGUGUUGUACACCACCAUUCAAAAGUUCACGUUAGUUUAAAUAGGACAUGUUGCAUAAUGAACAGUAAGUAAAUACUUUUUUUUUUAUGGACAAUAACAUGGAAUUUUCAAAGUGACCCCAAACUAUACAUACAUACAUACAUACAUACAUACAUACAUACAUACAUACAUGAUCGUAUUACCGAUAUUAAGCAGUGGUUGGCCCGAAAUUUUCUUCAUUUAAACGAUGACAAAACUGGAUGUAUUGUGUUUGGGGAUACUGUGACGGCUGGCCUCGGCACCCUGUCCUCUAAGCUGAAUUCAGCCGUCAGAAACCUGGGAGUGACCUUUGACAGUCACCUCAGGUUUGACAAACACAUCAACAACGUUGUCAGGACGAGUUUCUUUCAGUUGCGUCUCCUGGCCAAAGUAAAAAUGUUUUUAAGCCGUCACGACCUUGAGAAAGCCAUCCAUGCCUUAAUAAGCUCAAGGUUAGACUAUUGCACUUUAUGUUGGCGUCUCCCAGUCUUCCCUCAGUCACCUUCAACUUGUGCAAAACGCUGCUGCCCGUCUUUUAACCAAUACCAACAGGCGUGAGUAUAUCUCUCCUGUUCGUAACUCCCUUCAUUGGCUUCCUGUCCUUUUUAGAAUUGACUUUUAAUUUUUGUUUUUAAAGCUCUUAACGGCCUCGCCCCUUCGUAUUAAUCUGA